AUGGCUGCCGACCGCCCGACGCUCUCGCUCUCCAUGUCCGACUUUAUUGCUCCGGACGCACCGCUCACUUCGCCUGUAUCAGACGACUACGCCUAUUCGCCUACUGCCAUGGACAGCUUCUCGUUUGAGUUUCCGCCAUACUCGUACGCAGACGAUUCGGCUGCUUCCUCGCCCGGUUCGCCCAUGCUCGCAGAGCGCGCACUCAAGAUGCGGAUGACCCCGGACUACUCUUCGGACGCAAGCAUGCCCACGAGCCAGGUCUUUGAUCUCGAGCCGACGCCCGUGUCCUCGCGCGAGGCCAGUGCCGCGGCAUCUCCCGAGCCCAACACCGAAGUCAAGAAGGAGCGUGCGCCCUCGAAGCGUCCCUCCGAGUCGAAUAUCAAACCGGAUGCACCGAGCAAGAAGCAGCGCACCGAGCGCGUUACCACGAAGGAUUUCGUGCCUCCGGACGUCUCGGGCCUCAGCAAGCGUGAAGCUCGUCUUGUCAAGAACCGUGCGGCGGCGUUCCUCAGCCGGCAGCGCAAGCGCGAGGAGUUUGAGUGUAUGGAAGUACGCGUCGCCGAGCUCGAGCAGGAGAAUGCCCGCCUUCAGGCCAUUGCCGCGGGCGUAGCACCUCCGCCAGUGCAGGUUGUGCAGCAGCCAGCCGCUGUCGAGCUCUUCAGUGAGAUCGACCAGCUCAAGGCGCGCCUUGCCGAGGCCGAGAAGCGCGAGCAGGAGCUCAACGACAAGCUUGCGGCCCGGCCCGCGCCGGCCGUUAAGCAAGAGGAGCCGGCAGAGUCCCGGCUGUCCCCGCUUCGCCCGGCUGUCCCCGCCUCCUCGCCGCGCUUGGGCGCGAGCCUCUCCCUCCUGGUCCUCCUCUGUGCACUCCCCUCCAUCUUCGCCGUCUCGGGCGGUGCCCCGGGAGCCGACAUGCUCUCUACCUCUGGCUUCCCGUUUGCAGCGCAGGCGGGCCAUGGCCUCGACGUAGGCGCCGGUCUCAACCUGUUUGGCAACGACGUCGACUGGGACAACUCGCCGAUGGACCUCGACCUCGAACGCCCGCUCACCAUGCCGUCGCGUCUUGAGUUCGCAGAUAACCUCGGCGCACUUGGUCUUGGCGGUCUUGAUAUCAGCUUUGAUGCUGAGGCUGCGGCCGAUGGCAAGAUUCGCGUGCGGAUCCACCAUCCGGCCUCGUCGGCACCCUCCUCGCCUGUCAUGCCCGCCUCGCCGUUCGAGAUCGACGCACCUGCAUGGGGUUCUGGAUGGAGCACCCCGCCGGCAGAAGACCCCUUCCUCGGUGUCGGUGCACCCCUUGACCUCGAGGAUGGCAUGUUCGGCUUCGACCUGCCGCGCUCGCGCUCGGUCAGUCCAUCGAUCGACACCCCGUAUGGCCGUCGUCGCGUGCGCAUCGCGCUCAAGAGCGCACCGGCCGGCACUGACGGUGGCGAGUGGGAGAUCGAGCUCUGCUAG
Molecule: messenger RNA, 1449 nt
Organism: Peniophora sp. CBMAI 1063
Lineage: Eukaryota; Fungi; Basidiomycota; Agaricomycetes; Russulales; Peniophoraceae
Source: the annotation of a GenBank genome assembly